AUGGCUAACUCACUAACAAACGCGCAACGUCAAGAAUUAAAAGAUGCUUUUGAUAUGUUUGAUUCAGAUAAAUCUGGUAAAAUAUCUGAAAAAGAGUUAGGAAGUGUUUUGAAGGCAUUAAAUAUUAAAGCAAAUGAUAGUGAUUUAAAAAAAAUGGUUACUAAAAUGGAUUCAAAUAAAAGUGGUGAAAUUGAAUUUGAUGAAUUUUGUCGUGUAAUGGCUGCAACAUUUUUUAAACAACAUUCUAAAGAUGAAUUACAUGCUGCUUUUCGUCAAUUUGAUCAAGAUGGUUCAGGUUAUAUUCAAGCAAGUGAACUUGAAAAUAUCAUGACAAAAAUGGGAAAACGUUUUAAUAAAACUCAAAUAGAUGCAAUGGUUCAAUCCUUAGAUACAAGUGGUGAUGGAAAAAUUUCAUUUGAUGAAUUCGUUCAAUUAUUUCAAUAA
Molecule: messenger RNA, 444 nt
Organism: Rotaria sordida
Lineage: Eukaryota; Metazoa; Rotifera; Eurotatoria; Philodinida; Philodinidae
Source: the annotation of a GenBank genome assembly